Monodelphis domestica (gray short-tailed opossum) is the source of this 9705-nucleotide messenger RNA. It is a transcript of the gene ATRN, whose product is annotated as attractin. The record is from RefSeq and is a predicted model, not a curated record. Gene Ontology annotation, cellular component: Golgi apparatus. NCBI's taxonomy places the organism in Eukaryota, Metazoa, Chordata, Mammalia, Didelphimorphia, Didelphidae. Gene Ontology annotation, molecular function: protein binding.
GCCCCAGUUUCCUUCCCCCGCCCCACCUCUUCGCCCCUCCUCUCCCUAAUUCCCCUCUCCUCCCCUUUCCCUCCCUUCCCCUCCCCCUCGGCUCUGACCGAGCGGGCCACCGUCCGUCUAGUACCGUCCUGGAGAAGGCGAAGCGGGUCGGGUGUGAGUGUGUGCCUGUGUGUGUGACGAGAGGGGGAAGCCGUCUCUGCCCCCCUAAGAUGGUGUCGGCGGCCGCCGAGGGAAGGCAGAAGAGGCCGGAGGCGGCGGCUGCGGCGGAGGCGGCGGCGAGCUCGGAAAGGACGCGGAGGCCCCUGCCGCAGUGCCGGGGUCCGGGCUGGGGCCGGGGCCGGGGCCGGGCAGCGGCAGCGGCGGUGGUGACGGGGAGGGCGAGGAGCGUGUGGCUCGCGCCCGGCCCGAGGUCUUGGCCGUUCCUUCGGCCCCCAUCAGCGCCGCCGCUGCUGCUGCCGCUGCUGCUGCUGCUGCUGCCGCUGCCGUUGCCGCUGCCACGGGCGGCUGAGGCGGCGGCCGCUGCGGCCGCAAUGUCUGGUUCGGCCAUCGCCGAGGCCAAGGAGUGCGACCGGCCCUGCGUGAACGGCGGCCGCUGCAACCCGGGCACGGGCCAGUGCAUCUGCCCGGCCGGCUGGGUGGGCGACCAGUGCCAGCACUGCGGGGGCCGCUUCAGGCUGACUGGAUCAACAGGCUUUGUGACUGAUGGACCUGGAAAUUACAAAUACAAAACAAAGUGUACAUGGCUUAUUGAAGGACAGCCAAAUAGAAUACUACGUCUUCGCUUCAAUCAUUUUGCUACAGAGUGUAGUUGGGACCACUUAUAUGUUUAUGACGGGGACUCCAUCUAUGCCCCAUUAGUAGCUGCCUUUAGUGGGCUGAUUGUUCCUGAGAGAGAUGGCAAUGUGACUGUCCCUGAAGUGGUAGCCACCUCUGGAUAUGUUCUGCUGCACUUCUUCAGUGAUGCUGCCUAUAACUUGACUGGAUUUAACAUCACAUAUAGUUACGACAUAUGCCCCAAUAACUGUUCUGGUCGAGGAGAAUGUAAGUUUAGUAAUAGCAGCAAUACUGUCAAAUGUGAGUGUUCAAAAUAUUGGAAAGGAGAAUCAUGUGAUAUUCCUUACUGUACAAAUGACUGUGGCUACCCAGAUCGAGGCUUCUGCAAUUCAAGUGAUAUUAGAGAAUGCUCCUGCUUCCCAAAUUGGCAAGGACCUGGCUGUGCAAUUCCUGUGCCAGCUAAUCAGUCAUUUUGGACUCGGGAGGAAUACUUUCAGCCAAAGCUCCCUAGAGCAUCCCACAAAGCUGUUGUCAAUGGUAACAUAAUGUGGAUUGUUGGAGGUUAUAUGUUCAACCAUUCAGAUUACAACAUGGUUCUGGCGUAUGACCUUGAUGCUGGGGAGUGGCUUCCACUGAACCAAACUGUAAAUGAUGUGGUUGUCAGAUAUGGUCAUUCUUUGGCAUUGUACAAGGACAAAAUCUACAUGUAUGGAGGAAAAAUUGACUCAACAGGCAAUGUGACAAAUGAGUUGAGGGUGUUUCACAUUAAAAAUGAAUCCUGGGUUUUAUUGGCCCCCAAAGCAAAGGAGCAGUAUGCAGUGGUUGGGCACUCAGCACACAUUGUCACAAUGAAAAACGGCCGAGUUGUGAUGCUGGUCAUCUUUGGCCACUGUCCUCUCUAUGGCUACAUAAGCAAUGUGCAAGAAUAUGACAUUGUAACAAAUACAUGGAGUAUUUUACACACUCAGGGUGCUCUUGUGCAAGGAGGUUAUGGCCACAGUAGUGUUUAUGAUGCCAAGACAAAUUCCCUCUACAUACAUGGCGGUUAUAAGGCUUUCAGUGCCAACAAAUACAGACUUGCCGAUGAUCUUUACAAGUAUGAUGUGGAUACUCAGAUGUGGACCAUUCUUAAGGAUAGCCGUUUUUUCCGUUAUUUGCACACGGCUGUAAUAAUCAGUGGAACCAUGCUGGUAUUUGGAGGAAACACACACAAUGAUACCUCUAUGAGUCAUGGUGCCAAGUGCUUUUCAUCAGAUUUCAUGGCCUAUGAUAUUGCUUGUGAUCGCUGGUCAGUGCUUCGAAGACCUGAUCUUCAUCAUGAUAUUAACAGAUUUGGCCACUCAGCAGUCUUGUAUAACAGCACUAUGUAUGUAUUUGGAGGUUUCAACAGCCUUCUGCUCAGCGAUAUCCUGAUGUUUACAACAGAAAGGUGUGAGGCAUAUGCAAGUGAGGACUCUUGUGUAGCAGCAGGACCUGGAGUUCGAUGUGUGUGGAACAUGAAUUCAUCUGAGUGUAUCCCUUGGGAAUCAGCAACUGAAGUGCAAGAAGAGAAGACCAGAGCAGAAUGCUUUUCAAAAAGAACUGCGGAUCAUGACAAGUGUGAUCAGCACACAGACUGUUACAGUUGUACAGCCAACACAAAUGACUGCCAGUGGUGCAAUGAUCAUUGUAUCUCCAUGAACAGUAAUUGUACUGAAGGCCAGGUUUCUAUCUCCAAAUAUGAGAAUUGUCCAAAGGAUAAUCCAAUGUAUUACUGUAACAAGAAGACAAGUUGUAAAAGCUGUGCCAUGGAUCAGAACUGCCAGUGGGAACCCAGGAAUCAAGAAUGUGUUGCUUUGCCUGAAAAUAUCUGUGGUCCUGGCUGGCAUUUGGUUGGAAAUUCGUGUUUAAAAAUUACAACCGCAAAAGACAAUUACGACAACGCUAAAUUGUCCUGCAGAAACAUGAAUGCCUUACUGGCUUCUCUCACUACCCAGAAGAAGGUGGAAUUUGUUCUUAAACAGUUGCGCUUAAUGCAGUCAGCACAAACGCUGUCCAAAACAACUUUGACCCCAUGGGUAGGGCUUCGGAAGAUCAAUGUGUCAUACUGGUGCUGGGAAGACAUGUCCCCAUUUACAAACAGCUUGCUUCAGUGGCUGCCAUCAGAACCAAGUGAUGCUGGAUUCUGUGGAAUCUUGGCAGAGCCUAAUGCCAGGGGCUUGAAGGCUGCAACCUGCAUCAAUCCACUUAAUGGCAGUAUCUGUGAAAGGCCUGCCAACCACAGUGCCAAACAGUGUCGGACUCCCUGUGCCUUGAGGACAAUGUGUGGAGAGUGUACCAGUGGGAGCUCAGAGUGCAUGUGGUGUAGUAACAUGAAGCAGUGUGUGGAUUCGAAUGCUUAUGUGGCUUCUUUUCCCUUUGGCCAGUGUAUGGAGUGGUACACCAUGAGCAGUUGUCCCCCGGAAAAUUGUUCUGGUUAUUGUACUUGUGGCCACUGUUUGGAGCAGCCUGGCUGUGGCUGGUGUACUGAUCCAAGCAACACCGGUAAGGGAAAGUGCAUUGAGGGCUCCUACAAAGGGCCGGUGAAGAUGCCGUUCCAGGCACCCACAGGGAGUUACUACCCACAACCACUUCUUAAUUCUAGCAUGUGUCUAGAGGAAAACAGAUACAACUGGUCUUUCAUCCAAUGUCCAGCAUGCCAAUGUAAUGGACACAGUAAAUGUGUCAAUGAAAGCAUCUGUGAGAAGUGUGAGAACCUGACAACUGGCAAACACUGUGAGACCUGUAUAUCGGGCUUCUAUGGUGAUCCUACCAAUGGAGGAACAUGUCAGCCUUGCAAGUGUAAUGGUCAUGCUUCCCUGUGUAAUACAAAUACAGGCAAGUGUUUCUGUACCACCAAAGGAAUCAAAGGAGAUGAAUGCCAAUUAUGUGAAGUAGAAAAUCGAUAUCAAGGAAACCCUCUCAAAGGAACAUGUUAUUAUACACUUCUUAUUGACUAUCAGUUCACCUUUAGUCUAUCCCAAGAGGAUGACCGUUAUUACACAGCUAUCAAUUUUGUGGCUACACCUGAGGAACAAAACAGGGACUUGGAUAUGUUUAUCAAUGCCUCAAAAAACUUCAACCUCAACAUUACUUGGGCAACAAGCUUUGCAGCUGGGACACAAGCUGGAGAAGAGAUGCCUGUUGUUUCAAAAACCAACGUUAAAGAGUACAAAGAUAGCUUCUCCAAUGAGAAAUUUGAUUUCCGUAGUCACCCAAAUAUCACUUUCUUUGUUUAUGUCAGCAAUUUUACCUGGCCAAUCAAAAUUCAGAUUGCGUUCUCUCAGCACAGCAACUUUAUGGACCUGGUACAGUUCUUUGUGACUUUUUUCAGUUGUUUCCUCUCUUUGCUGCUUGUGGCUGCUGUGGUUUGGAAGAUUAAGCAAAGCUGUUGGGCUUCAAGGCGGAGAGAGCAACUUCUUCGUGAGAUGCAGCAGAUGGCCAGUCGUCCCUUUGCUUCCAUCAAUGUUGCCUUGGAAACAGAUGAAGAACCACCUGAUCUUAUUGGAGGAAGCAUAAAGGCUGUUCCCAAGCCCAUUGCAUUGGAGCCCUGUUUUGGCAACCGAGCAGCAGUCCUGUCAGUGUUUGUGAGGCUGCCUCGGGGCCUGGGAGGAAUCCCCCCACCUGGACAGUCCGGACUUGCUGUGGCCAGCGCACUGGUGGACAUUUCUCAGCAGAUGCCAAUUGCUUACAAAGAGAAAUCGGGAGCCAUGCGAAAUAGGAAACAGCAGCCACCUGCACAGCCUGGAACCUGCAUCUGAUGCUGGAGCAUGAGGACUGUCCCUGUAAGGGUUUUAACACACAAGAACAGUUGGAAAGGGAGGGAGGGUGGGGGGAGGGAGGGCCACAGAUUUUACAGUCACGGUGCAAGCAACUGGAGAUACUUGGAGAAGGCAGCGUCCUUGACCCCAACCUUGUCUGCAUGGUCGUUUGCUUUGUCUGACAGUUGCUCCAGUUUGUGUUCCAGAGUCCACCCUUUUCUUUCUCGUCAGAUUCGUUUAAUUUAAUUACAGGUCCAAUAAUGAUCUUGUCAUCAUUAUGGGAAGUCAGUGUAAAUAAAGCCAGGAGAACAGUUAGGAAUGAAUGACACUCAGGUUUACACAUGGAGAACUGUUCCUGGGGACUUGUAUUUCUCAACUGUGCAAAAAAAAAAAAGAUGCAGUGUUUACAGGUAAAUGUUAGUCAUCGAUAACUCACCAAUGCAGGCUUUUAGGGAACCUUCAGGUGAAGUCACUUAAUUUUCAUCUGAAGCGUAUUUUCUCUUUAAAAAAAUGCUGUUUAUUCUUGAACCAUCUAGGCAGAUAUCUCUCUUCCAUAGAGUGGUAUUUUUCUAGUUGAGAAUUAUUUAUAGUCCAUCUCUUUGGAAUCAUGUCAAAAUAGAAUAGAAUGAGACUAUUUUAAUAUAAAGAGCAGAAAUGUCACUUGGAAAGAAUGCAGAUUAUUGUGGUUUUCUAAGGAAUCUUGGUUAAUAUAGUCUUAACCCAUUUAGAACACACACAUGUGCACACACACACGAAGUGCCUAGACUUUAAAUAGAUCUAGCAAUUGGGAAAUUAGUAUACAUAGGUUUUUACAUAAUUGCAUUCCUAUAUUCCUGUAAAAUUUAAAUGGUUACCCUAAGCAAUCUGUGCUCUUUUCUAAAACCUAAUUUGCAGCUAGGAAAGAUGAUGGAAUAUUCCCACCUAAGGACAUGCUUAACCUGGGAGCAGUACCUGGAAGGGAAAGUAGAAUUGAGCUACAAUAUCCUAUGUAAAAGCUGCUGUUCUCACCUCUUGUCAUAAGUCAAAGGUGUGUAAAUGUGGAGUGUCCCUUGUGUGUGUCCCAUCACCUUUUAGGUUUCAACUUUAGUGUUUCUCUUGACCCUUCUGUUCUUACUCCCAGGGCACAGAAGUGGAGGUUAUUCAUCCUCUACAUCCACCAAGGGGGUAAAGAGAAUUGGGGGCACCCCAUGGGUAUUCUGGGAGUAAGACACAGCUCCGUUAUCCUGUGUCCAUUUCCAUUAUAACCUCAUCUGCCUUGAGUGUCUGUUUCCUUCAGGGUCUAGGCUUGUGGACUCAGAUGUCUGUCUGGAGAAAGGCACAAUCCCUGAUGGGAUUCUCUUCAUUUCACUUCAGGUGUGUCUAGGGCCUUUUGCUUGAGCCUAUAGGUACAAAUAUGAAAUAAGACAGAGGCCCUAGCAUUAGGGACCUUAAAAUCUAAUUGGAAGAUUGAGACAUAGGCUCAAAUAAAUAUAGUACAAUGUAGAAUGUGGUAGAGGAGAAAGAGAAAUUCAGACACCCCUAUAGAAAAGCGCAAGGAGGAGGAAGUCACUUUCAGCUGGGGCUUCCACCAAGGGCCAAAGCCCAGAGCCUGCCAUGAUAUGCCGGAGGGGAAAGAAGACAUUUGCCUUCUUUAUCUUCAGCAGAAACGUCCCCACCUCAUCUCCCCAGUUGUGAGUGACUCUCUUCACCAACUAGAGCCCAUGAGAAAAAUUAAUAGAAAAUCAGCACUUCUAGAAGUCUAAAAAGGAGAAACUCAGGUUUGCCAAAUAAAGUGAGCAAUAGAGAAUAAUUUUAAGAGGGGCAGGAGGAAAGAACUCUUAGAAACUGGAAGUACUGCAUCUUUUUUUCCCCUCAUUUUCUUAUGCUCUGUCUCUUAGUAUCUAUAACAGCCAGUGGGAAAAGUAUACCCCCACUGCAUCAGCAAGGCCUAGGCUAUGACACUGGACUAGAAGAAUUUCUCUCCCAACUUCAUCUCAGAACAACUAACUACAGUGGUGAGGGAGGUAUACCUUUGAGCAUUUGGGGAGCCUAAGACCUGGGAGAACAACUGUCUUAUGGAUUUUUCUCUUUGAGACACAUCCCUGAUGAAAUGCAGUGAUAAGAGAGAGCUUUUUUCUCUUCUUCCACCCUUAUAAUUCUAUUCUAUAUCCCAGUGGCAAGAUCCCCAUGAAUGCUUUUUCCAUAGUUUUUUGGGGGGAAAAAAACCAACAACACUAUCUAAUGUACCAAUGAAUUACCUCCAAUAGACUCAGUUCUCCAAGAAUGGACACUCCCCUUCACACAAUACUGACCAAGAGUAAGGGUAUAUAACCUCUGAAGGUCCCUUUCAACUCUAACUCUGGGUAUCCAGGUGAACCCUGAGAAGGAGACCCCACAGCCCCCUCUGCUUUAGAUUGUCCAUCCAACUUUCCCAGGAGGUGCCAUUUAUGUAAAGACCCUAAAAGUGAUCCAGGCCUGUUUUAGGAGUGAGGAAAGAGGCUGUGGGAGCUGCCUCUUACAAGGAAGUAACCUCAGCAUUGGCUCUGAGGACUGCUUUUCCCUUUGCUAAGAUAUUCUUCUCUUUGCCUCUCCCCCACCCCUUCCAAUCCCCACCCCAAAGUCGUUGUUGGAAAAGUCCUGAACAGUGAGUGAAUGUCAGCCACAGAGGGGCUUAACUGGCCAGUUCUUCAGUGACUUAAAGGAGAGUGUGCAAAAGAUGGCAGGAAGUAGAAGGCAAGGUUGAACUCAAGAACUAUCAAAAGCAAGGCAAGCAGAGCCCUGCAACAGACCAAGAAUAUGAACCACUUCUUUCAGGGAACAGCCCUCCUGGAAGUCUUAUCUCUGCAGAAAUGUGGAUUGUCUGGGCUGUUGACAUGUCUGUGCCACACACCUGCUACCUUCUGCCAACAGCUAAAUCCAGACUUAAAGGUAAACUAGAAUGGGGAGAAGCCAAGCCUUAUGAGACUUGUGUAUCUCACUUCUAAGCCAGCUUCCCAGUGGAAACAGUCCUGUGGGUCUUGGGCCAUGGGAAGAGGCCCAUAUAUCGUCAGAGAGCCUGUGAUUGAAUGAAAACCGUUUUAAUAACACAGCUAAAUACAGUAGCAUCUUGUGCAAAAUGAAAAUGCAUAUAAAAUAGAGAAACUGCUCAUGUAUUUUUGAUGCAUUUUAAAUUAUGCCUGAAUUUUGUCUUAAUACCAUGCCCCAAUGCUAAGCACUGGGUAUCUUUACAGAGCUCAGAGAAGUCAGCCAAUUAGAUCCUGAUGCUCUGCCAAAAUAUCCCCAAUGUGUUGAUGCAUUUAAAUGCAACUCAUUUCAAUGAAAUAUACAGAAUAUCUCAAAACAAAGCUUUUCUUCUGCCUAAAAGAAUGAAUGCAGCUGUUCCUUAAGGGAAUGUUAAAAUGAAGCAUGUUUAGCCUCUUCAGAAUUGGCCCAAAUCUCUAUUUGCAGGGGGCCUUGGCUUCAGGGUUUGGAUGCCCUGCAUUUCAGCCCUAGAAAUAUUUCCCUUGGUUUUAAUAGUUGAAAGAUUAUGAGACAUGGUAACAAAUAUUCCAGAGCCAUGUCUCAGAUGGUUGAAAUUUGUGGUCAUGGCUUCAUUUAGGUUUCUAAUGGAAAAUUUCUAGCCUUUUAGUUUAUAUGAUGCCUUCAGGCACUGAAAAACAAGAGUUAUUUUUAUUUGGUUAUUUUGUUUGCAAAUAGCUCCCAUUUUUCCAAACAAAAAUUUCACAAAUGUUUGUAUCCAUUAUGUGCAGCAGCAAGCAACACCCCUGCUCACUAGUUUCCUCUCUUACUCCUUCUCAUAUCCUUAUUUCUCUAGGAACCUGCAGUCUGUUCUGUGGAUACAGAGAGACUGAGGUCCCUUCCAAACCUCCCCAAGGUCCAUCUGCCCAAGAUCAGGCUAACUUGAUUGCUGUGAGAUGCACUGGAAGAGAAUCAUGGGCCAACAGGUUUGGCCAGGUCAUGUAUGCAGGGGAGAAAAAUGGCUGGGCAGGGAGGUCUGUGGGGUAAAGGGGAAUCACAAUACUGAGUCACUAAACCUGGAAUUGUCAGGAAAGCUUCUUCUAGACUCUCUUCUGGGCAAGUUGUUAUUGGCACAGUGUAAGUCAAGUCACAUGUACUAAUAAUUCAAGUUGCGGGGCAGGCGGGGUUCUGCCAACUAAGCACACAGUAAAAGCAAAGAAGAGUCGGGUUUUAACUUCCUCACCUUUAUCAGCCAUGCAUUCCCAUAGCAAGUGAUGUGACCCUGAUGGAAGAAGAGCAAUAUGUUCCCUGUAGCAGGACGUCUCGAAGGAGAGGCUGUGUGACAGCAUGGAUGGUGAGGGAGGGGCUUCCAGAGAGGAUUUUUGCCCCUCUGGAGGCUGGACUAGAUGCUCUCUGGUUCGGAGAGUCUAUUCAGGAGAAAGGUCAGCAACCAAACUCUAGAACUGACUUUCCUUCCAACUGUUCUAGAGGCCAGAAUCAAGGGCAGAGAUGUGAACAGAGGCAAGAAAUAGGCUGAUCAGAGGCAAAUUGUGCUCAGGAUAGUUGCUAUCUCUUCCACUUUGGGGCCCAAAUGACAGUUGCCCAAUCUACUGAACUUUUCUUAAACAAUAAAAAUUCUUGUGCAUGUCUUCCAGGUACUGUAAUUAUCCCUGAGAGACAUUUCCCCCUGAUUAGUAAUUCACAUGAAUAAAAGCUCUGCCAGGGAGGAAAAACUGUGUAAUAGCCUGUAAAAUCUGUCAGUCUACCCUUUUCAAAGAAAUCCUGAGAGAGAUUCCCACUUAUUCUGAAUUUGGACCUAGCACACAUUAACACUAGUGAAACCUAUUUCCUUGAACUAAUUCUGUCUUUGGAAACUCCUUGGGUCUGCAGUUAUUUCCAGUUCUGUGUUCAAACUCCAGCUUAGUUUGUUAAUAUGUAUAAUUUAGCAUUGAUUGCACUCAUAUGUAAAUACGGAAUAAGUAUUGUAAACUAUUUCAUUGCUGGGGAUUGUGGGGGUUAUACAUACACAAGUUAAGACUGCAACUUUUUGGUAUUUUUUUGUAUUGUAAGAUAACAGCUAAUUUAAGCCGGAACAAGAGAAUUCUGGGAGGUCUGUGCAUUUUAAACACAAAUGUGAAGUACAUGUAUAUAAACAAAAAGUAAAUACUGUAAUACAAAAUUUCCUUCGGAAAUAAAAGUAGAAGAUCUGGUUAAA